AUGAAUACCUUUUCAGGUGCUGCUAGACAGUCGACGUUGAGGGAUAGCAUGUUCAAGAUCACCAGAUAUGCCAAACCCCAAAGCCACACCGUCUACAAGGAGGGCGACAAAUUGCCCAACAGCUUGAUUCCUCGUUACAAGAAGCUCUAUCCCGAGUAUGACUACGAAACAAUGUUCUUCAAAAGACAAAACAGAGGCCUCUUUGCCGGUCUACAGAGAAAAACACACAAGAGGGAGAGUGAGAGUAAAGUCAAGACUCUCAAGUCGCAGCUCCCCAAUAUCGUGAAAACCAAACUAUGGUCUGAGACUUUGAACCGUAGAAUCGCCACCAAGGCCACUACCACUGCAUUACGUACAAUCACCAAAGACGGUGGUUUGGACAACUACUUGCUCAAGUCAUCGCCCAUGAGAAUCAAGACCAUGGGAUUGAAGGGCUGGAAGUUGAGGUACGAUAUCUUGAAGAAGAAGGAGAUCGAGCUGAACUCUGAGGGCAGCGACAAGACCGUUUAUCAUAUUCUGGACUCCGGCAAGAAAAUCACCGUGGGCAGAAAGAAGCUCUUGGAGACUUUGUACCCAUACGUCUACAAGGACAGCUACACACCCACGCCUUGGAAGUACUUCAUCAAGACCCACACCGUGUUGACCACCGAGGAGCUUGUGCAAAAGUUGGAGGCCUACGGCCACGAUUUCGCUGAUAUCACCGUCUAA
Messenger RNA from Candidozyma duobushaemuli, 708 nucleotides. RefSeq names its product mitochondrial 54S ribosomal protein bL28m. Gene Ontology annotation, molecular function: structural constituent of ribosome. The transcript has a single exon. The record is from RefSeq and is a predicted model, not a curated record. Bases 1 to 708 code for a protein of 235 amino acids. Gene Ontology annotation, cellular component: mitochondrial large ribosomal subunit. Lineage: Eukaryota; Fungi; Ascomycota; Pichiomycetes; Serinales; Metschnikowiaceae.